AUACUAUUUCAUUUGAUUGCAACCCUUUUCCCAAAAUUCAAUUCAUCAUACAAAAACCUUUCACCACACACCAAAUCAAAAACCCUAAUUUACUCAAUCAAUCAACACUUCACCUACACACAACCAAAUCACACAAUAAACAACUGUAAAUUCAUCAUCUCUUUCAAAUUAUCUGCAAUUGAACAGCAAUUUGUUACAAAUUGAUGAAAAAAUGUCUGUUGAGAGAUCAUUUGAGGCAUGGGAAGAGGUUCAACGUCACGGAUUAGAUCUAGCAGACAGAUUAACACAAGGCUUUACAGGUUUAAUCCAAUCGCACAUUAAUCCUCCAUCGUUUAAUUGGCCAAAAAGUCAACCACACAAGCUGUUUGAGGUUGACUUUCCUGCUAAUAGUUUUGUUACACGAGACCUAGGGUUUGGAAUUGAGAACAAUGCUCAUGUGGUUUCUGCGGUUAUGGAUAUUGGAAGUAGGUUAGGUCAGGCUGGGGUGGAUUUUGGUGCCAAUUUGAAUGGUGUUGUGAAGCAGUUUGUUAAGCGGUUGCCGGUUCCGUUUCGACAUGAGGAUGUAGUGGUGUUGAGGAGUGGUGAUUUGGGGGUUAAUAUGCAGGUUCAUGAGGAUGCUGGUGUGGUGACUAAAAGUGGAAACGUGAAAGGUGAGAUGGAUGAAGAGUUGGUUGUUGGAGAUGGUUUGAAGUUUGCUCGGGUUUCGGGGAAAUCGCAGGGAGUACUUAAUAUCUCAUCAACGUUCAAUAGUCGAACACGCGAUGUGGAAAGCUCGUUGAUUGCAAAGGGAGAUUUCUGGAGAGUGGAAGCAUCACGUGGCGGUUCCACGUCAGCAAAUGAAAAUCCUUCCCUUUUUCUCGUCCAGCUCGGACCGCUACUUUUUGUUCGCGAUUCUACUCUUCUUCUGCCGCUUCAUUUGUCCAAACAACAUUUGCUUUGGUAUGGGUACGACAGAAAGAAUGGGAUGCAUUCUCUUUGUCCAGCUGUGUGGUCAAAGCAUAGAAGGUGGCUGUUGAUGUCAAUGGUUUGCCUUAAUCCUUUAGCUUGUUCAUUCAUGGAUUUGCAGUUCCCAAACGGUCAGCUGACUUAUGUAGCUGGUGAAGGUUUAUCGACCAGUGCUUUCUUACCUGUGUUUGGCGGUUUGCUUCAAGCUCAAGGUCAAUAUCCAGGAGAAAUGAGGUUCAGUUUCUCUUGUAAGAAUAAUUGGGGAACACGAAUCACACCAACGGUACAAUGGCCCGAAAGAUCUUUUACCAUGGGUUUCGAACAAGCUUUAGCUUGGAAGAGAUCUGGUCUCAUGGUCAAACCAACAGUCCAACUCAGUUUACACCCAACAUUUGGCGGGAACAAUCCUGGACUGAAAGCCGAAAUUGUUCAGUCAGUGAACGAGGAAAUGAAUCUGAUUGGUGGUUGCUCAUUAACAUCACAUCCGUCUGCAUUUGCAUCAGUAUCUCUAGGUAGGUCAAAGUGGAAUGGGAAUGUUGGCAAAUCUGGAAUAGUUUUGAAAGUCGAAACGCCUCUUGGAAGUGUUGGUCGGCCUUCUUUUUCUGUUCAGUUAAAUAGUGGCAUCGAGUUUUGAUCAUACAACUGUGAAUAUAAUCUUUGAUUAUGUAUAUAUACAUGAUCCUUUUGAAUGUGAUUAGUUGUAUCUAAAGUUUCUGAUA
Molecule: messenger RNA, 1664 nt
Organism: Helianthus annuus (common sunflower)
Lineage: Eukaryota; Viridiplantae; Streptophyta; Magnoliopsida; Asterales; Asteraceae
Exons: 7
Coding region: 212-1579 (455 amino acids)
Source: RefSeq, a predicted model, not a curated record